GAAGGAGAGGGUAUCCAGUGGAUCACGAACGAACCGACGACGGCUCUUUCCUCCUACCUUCUUCCCCCUGUUGCAAGCUUCCUCUGUUCUUCUCCUCCAUUGUGUAAUUCCUCUGUAAUCACUACUCUAUAUUGCUACUCGUGAGAGAGAUCGAUCUAUACAAGCUAGCUACCAUCACCUCUCUUACAUCUGGUAUCAGAGACCAGCCACCACUCCUUCCCUAUGCGUUUCGCCAAGCUCGUCGGCAUCGGGCAGCCAUGGAUCCAUGGAUGCAGGCGUAUCUCGAGCGGAUCGACACCAUGCUCGAUGCCUACACAGACGCCACCAGGUCCCUCACCGAGAAAGUGGACGCUCUGGUCGUCGUCUGGCGGCCAGACCUGGAGAAGAGGUCCUCCCACACCGCCGUCGUCCACGGUCCACAGGCGCCGACCUCGGCGCUCGAGACCACUACUGAGGCGUCUGAACCCGUCCCUAACAUCUACUACUCCACCACCAAGGCCCAGGAGAUCCCCACGGUCGCCCAUGAUGCAACUCCGAUAUGCAUUCCGAUGGUGCCUGUCACCUGUUCGACGGAUUGCCCGACCCAGAUCGACGCCAUCGACAGCGCCGACGAAGUCCAUGACGCCGCCAGCGUCGCAACAGAGGUUCGCAACACUACAACCGCACUCGGCCCCGAGCUCGCGGUCGACCUCUGCAACACCAUGGCGACCACCAAGGUAGCCACCUGUGGUCACUAUGGCAAGUUCGACGGCCUCAACAUCCCCGUGAAGGCCAGCAUCAGCCCGCCGCCCCACGUCCAGGAUGCAUUCCCAAAUUCCACAAUCAGCAAUUGUCGUGCCGAUGUUGCCGGGACGGACGAGUACGCACUCGUGGAGGCCACUCCAGACGUCGCCAUUGAGCUUGCCAUCCUCCCAGGCGUCUCCUCCUUCAUGAACAAACUAUUCUGGAAGCAUGACAUGGACGUCUCGCCGCCCACAAGGCACAAAGGGCUGCCAAUACGGCCGACACCAUGGCCGUCAUUUUUGGUGCAUCAUAGUGCAAAGGGGAACGAGAUUCGACCCACUCCGUGGCUAUCGUUUUCUUGCUCUCAUGAAGAUUGGAUCUUUCAGUACUACAGAGGAACAAUGCAAGCACAAAACAUUCGAGCAAGAAUAUCUGAAAGUGCGUCAUCUACCGUCCUUGGUUCAAAAGGUCUAGACAAAAGGCUCCAACAUCAUGCCAUACUACUAAAGCUUGCUCCUGAUCCAUGAGUGUUUUACUAAGAUCGUUGUCGAUCCUGCAAAAGUAUUUAUGCUUAAAUUUGGCAUAAAUGUGUUCCUUGCAUUACCUCUGAUCCAUCUGACGCCAGCUGCAAUAGAGCAGUGCUAUCCAGACGACAUUAUUUGGACGAUUUGCAGCCGACGAUUGAAUCCAGCCGUGCAAUCUUGUUCACGGCAGAGCAACGGCCGGUGGAUUCUUUAAUCGUGCACAGAUCGUCCAAAAGUUUAUCGUGUGUGAAGCAGUUUCGGCUGCAAUAUUUGGACCAAAGUACCCCUUGCUAAAAACAGUAGUAUGCAGAUCGUGCUCUACUUGAAGACAAAACGAUGAUUAAUAUAUAUAAAUGAUGCUAUGGAUACAUGAUACAAUUAGAUUAUCUAUAACGAAUAAACCAGCACCAUCCUUACCAACUUCAUGCUUUACUCUCAGCAUGGUAACUACAACGAUGGUACACGCCUCAACACUUAUCGGCCAAGUGGUUUGAUUAUUGUCACUAACUAAUUUCUGAACUUAUCUGUAUACUAACUGUUUGAAGUAAGCACUAAAAAGUACAUGCUGCUCAUGUUCAGGGAGAUGACGUACUUUAGAGAACCCAUACAUAACAGACAAAGUUUCAAAACGUACAAGAAGUCCAAACAUCAUGGAUAAAAUUAGAAUCCAAGAUUCUUGUCUCGUGCACACAUU
This is a messenger RNA of Triticum dicoccoides, 1941 nucleotides long. RefSeq lists its product as uncharacterized. The record is from RefSeq and is a predicted model, not a curated record. The transcript has 2 exons. NCBI's taxonomy places the organism in Eukaryota, Viridiplantae, Streptophyta, Magnoliopsida, Poales, Poaceae. The coding region runs from base 258 to 1250 and encodes 330 amino acids.